This is a messenger RNA of Cucumis melo (muskmelon), 1837 nucleotides long. RefSeq names its product 3-ketoacyl-CoA synthase 5-like. Gene Ontology annotation, biological process: fatty acid biosynthetic process. The record is from RefSeq and is a predicted model, not a curated record. Gene Ontology annotation, molecular function: acyltransferase activity, transferring groups other than amino-acyl groups. NCBI's taxonomy places the organism in Eukaryota, Viridiplantae, Streptophyta, Magnoliopsida, Cucurbitales, Cucurbitaceae. The transcript has a single exon. Bases 164 to 1615 code for a protein of 483 amino acids. Gene Ontology annotation, cellular component: membrane.
GAAAGGUACUAAAUUUAAUUUUUAUAAAGAAACAACCGAAAAUAAAAUGGAUAGUUUUUUCUAUAUAUAUAUAUAUAGCACAUUGGUUGUAUCUAUAUGAGCUCAAUACACAACGGAAAAAUCAGUAUUAAACCAAGUUGUGUACUUUUCCUCUCCAUAAGAAAUGGAAUCUGCUCCCGAGGUCAGCCAUGGUGACACUGUCCUCUCUUCCACUCAAUUGUUCAGUCACCUUCACUUGAUUUUCCUUCAACUUCAGAAUUUAUUCUUUCUCAUUCUCAUACUUUUCUUGGAAACAUAUAUGUUUUUAAAAGGAUGGACUCCCAUUCUCCAUAUCUUCCUCUUACUUUCUAGUUACGUCAUCUUCAUCAUCAUCAUCAAACCUUCACCUUCGGUCUAUUUAGUUGACUUCUCAUGCCUCAAACCACCCACCUCCUGCACAGUUCUUUUCUCAACUUUCCUUCAAAAUGCAAUGUUGCUUGAUACCUUCAAUAAGGAUAGCCUCUGUUUCAUGGAGAAAACUCUCAGAUCUUCUGGACUAAGUGAACAAACAUGUCUUCCUCCAGCCUUACACUUCAUUCCACACAAAACCCAUCAACAGGAAUCCAUCAAUGAAGUUCAUAUGGUUCUAUUUCCUGUCAUGGAUGACCUUUUAACCAAAACCCAUCUCUCUUCUUCUGAUAUCGAUAUUCUUAUUGUCAAUUGCAGUGGCUUUUGCCCUUCUCCUUCUCUGUCAUCCAUAGUUAUCAACAAAUAUUCCAUGAGAAGUGAUAUUAAGAGCUAUAAUCUCUCUGGGAUGGGGUGCAGUGCAAGUGCAAUAGCUAUUCAAUUAGCUGAAAAUCUUCUUCAAGUUCAUCAAAACUCAUAUGCAGUCGUGCUUAGUACAGAAAUUUUGUCGACCGGUUGGUAUGCAGGAAAUGAACGCUCUAAAUUGGCCAUUAAUUGCCUAUUCCGAAUGGGCAGUGCAGCUAUUCUGCUCUCUAACAAAACACGAGCGAAAGAAUCUUCAAAAUAUAAACUAAUUAAAACGCUUAGAACACAGAGAGCUUUCGAUGACAAAUGUCACCUUUCAGCCAUACGCGAAGAGGACAAGGACGGAAAUCUUGGCGUCACUCUGACAAAGGGUGUAGUUCAGGUCUCCGGAGAAACUCUCAGAUCAAACAUAACGAUUCUGGGUGCUUCAAUUUUGCCGUUGUCGGAGAAACUACGACAUGGGGUUUCGAGGCUAAGAAAGCGAUUCUUGGACAAAUGGCAAGAAAUUUACAUUCCGAAUUUUAAGACGGCGAUUCAGCAUUUUUGCUUGCCGGUGUCGGGGGGUGCAGUGAUAAGGGAGAUCGGAAAAGUGCUGAAGCUUAACGAUAAGGAUGUGGAAGCGGCAUUGACGACUCUUCAUAGAUUCGGGAACCAAUCGUCUUCUUCGUUGUGGUAUGAACUUGCUUAUUUGGAAGCUAAAGAAAGAGUUGAAAAAGGAGAUAGAGUGUGGCAAAUUGGAAUGGGCACUGGGCCCAAAUGUGUUAGCUUGAUUUGGGAGUGUAUUCGGCCCAUUUCUGGAGAGUCCAAUAAUGAACCAUGGGCCGAUGUAAUUGAUCGGUAUCCAAUUCUAGGCCCAUCAGCCUAACACUACAAAUCUCUCGACCGUCGCACUUAACAUGAAGUAUGGUAUUGAGAUAUUUAUUCAACAAAUAUGGGAUUUUGAAAAUCUUUAGCAGUAGGCUAAUGUGACCAUAAAUAAUUAAAUUGAGAUAUAGAGCAUAGAAAAUUUUCAUAUUGUUGUGUGAUCGGAAAUUCUUGCAGCUAUGGAGUAACCAAAAAUGGAAAUGAGUAUAUGUGUUAAUGUAUG